Molecule: messenger RNA, 780 nt
Organism: Clonostachys solani
Lineage: Eukaryota; Fungi; Ascomycota; Sordariomycetes; Hypocreales; Bionectriaceae
Source: the annotation of a GenBank genome assembly
AUGGCGGUUGGAAAGAACAAGAGACUCUCUAAGGGCAAGAAGGGCCUCAAGAAGAAGACCGUGGACCCCUUCACCCGCAAGGACUGGUACUCGAUCAAGCUGAGAAUUGUGGCUGACAUUUUGGGCGGCAGUGUUGGCAAGACCCUGGUCAACCGUACCACCGGUCUCAAGAACGCAAACGACGCCCUGAAGGGCCGUGUCGUUGAGGUCUCCCUCGCCGACCUCCAGAAGGAUGAGGAGCACGCUUUCCGCAAGGUUCGCCUCAGAAUCGACGAGGUCCAGGGCAAGAACUGCCUGACCAACUUCCACGGUCUGGACUUCACCUCCGACAAGCUGCGAUCCCUCGUCCGCAAGUGGCAGACCCUCAUUGAGGCCAACGUCACCGUCAAGACCACCGACGACUACCUCAUCCGCCUCUUCGCCAUUGGCUUCACCAAGCGCCGCCAGAACCAGGUCAAGAAGACCACCUACGCCGCUUCCUCUCAGAUCCGUGCCAUCCGUGGCAAGAUGAUCGACAUCAUCCAGCGCGAGGCCUCCACCUGCACCCUUACCCAGCUCACCUCCAAGCUGAUUCCUGAGGUUAUCGGCCGCGAGAUCGAGAAGGCCACCCAGGGCAUCUACCCCCUGCAGCACGUCCACAUCCGCAAGGUUAAGCUGAUGAAGUCUCCCAAGUUCGAUCUCGGUGCUCUGAUGGCACUCCACGGCGAGUCGGCGACGGACGACGCGGGCCAGAAGGUUGAGCGGGAGUUCAAGGAUGGUCCUGCCCUUGCUAGCGUUUAA